AGAGAGAGAGAGAGAGAGAGAGAGAGAGAGAGAGAGAGAGAGAGAGAGAGAGAGAGAGAGAGAGAGAGUCUCAGAGCUGUUGGACACACUUGGCAAGGCAGCCAUGUGUCCGGACAAACGAUAUCUAUCUUCAAGCUCGAUGAUAUGUUCGUCAGUAUAGAAGAAUCGAUGGUAUUCCUGCUCACUCACGCUACCGGACGACUUGGGCUGGAGUUGUGCGGAGAAGAUCUAGAUCGCAGGAUUCGCAGCCCAUGGUCGAGGUUCAAUCUUCKUCCACUCAUCACAAGUUYGACUGUAGAAAACUUUAAACUGCAAUUUAUAUCCACUCCGCUCUCACUCCCUCAUAUACCAUCACCAGGUUCGACUGUAGAUUAGUUCCUUUUCACUCAYACCUUGCAUUCGCCAGAAAAAACUCGAUACCAGAAAGAAAGAAAAAAAAAGAAACUGUAUAUCUACUCCCUCGUACCAUGCAUGAUGUACGGCACGACACACGUGGCAGUCCCAGACCUCCGUUCCCUCUCAGGCUUCUCAAUCAUGAUUGUAUCACGCGAAGACUACCCAUAGUACACUCCACACUAGGACCGCAUGCGCAUAUCAUCUGCAUUAAUUUUAUGCGCGAUUCCAACAGGACACACGAACACGAGGGGACUAGCUCGUCGAAAAAGAUUGAGUAACACAGAUUCCUCGUCUGCGACGGACUGAUACGGUAGUUCUUCGCGACGUAAUUGUGUCUGUCUAGAUGUGGUAAUCGGACGA
This is a messenger RNA of Chara braunii, 756 nucleotides long. The record is from the annotation of a GenBank genome assembly. Lineage: Eukaryota; Viridiplantae; Streptophyta; Charophyceae; Charales; Characeae.